Anthonomus grandis grandis is the source of this 1426-nucleotide messenger RNA. RefSeq names its product popeye domain-containing protein 3-like. The record is from RefSeq and is a predicted model, not a curated record. The transcript has 7 exons. Gene Ontology annotation, cellular component: sarcolemma. Gene Ontology annotation, molecular function: cAMP binding. The coding region runs from base 89 to 1273 and encodes 394 amino acids. Lineage: Eukaryota; Metazoa; Arthropoda; Insecta; Coleoptera; Curculionidae.
CAGAGCGCAACACCAUAAUAGAAGAAAGAUACUUUAUUCUUCCACUGUAAUAAUACAUUUACUUGCUGUGCCAUAUUAUUUUAAUAAAAUGCCGUCGGAUCCAGACUCUGGACUGCAACCCAACGAGGACAGACCUCAUAUUUUAUACGUGAGUCCUGGAUUAAACUUGUCGUGGCCAGAAAAGGAUCGGAAUAUAAGCUACCAUAUUCCAUCAGGUACUUGGUGGCCAUGGUGCGAUUAUUGGAAGGAACCCCAACAUAUAUUGUAUCAACUAGCAAAUGUGUGUUUUGUAUUGGCCUACUCAUCGACUUGUUCUAAGAAAGGUGUACUUUUCAUGCAUUCUUGGCUUAUAUUUGGUCUAAUGCUUUUUUCAACAUGGGCUUGGAACAUUAUAUGCGCCCCAGACGUAUUCACGUGGAACUUCGCGUUCAUGCUCAUGAAUAUGGCACAAGUUUUCCACAUUUUAUAUCAACUAAGACCCGUGAAGUUCGAUCCGGAACUGGAAGAGGUUUAUCAUACGCUAUUUGAACCCUUUAAGAUGUCAAGACUUCAGUUCAAGAAAAUGGUAAGCUCAGAUUUUGCACAAAUUAUGUCUUUGCACGCGGGCGAAGCUUAUGCAGUACAAAAUUUAACUCGAACUGACCGAUUGGGACUUUUACUCUCUGGAAAGGUAAAUGUUUUAUCUGAUAACCAGUUUUUGCAUCCCAUUCUACCAUGCGAAUUUAUGGACUCGCCCGAAUUCGAAUCCAGUAGAAACACUAUAGACGAUAAGUUUAAGGUAGCUAUAAUAGCAGCUAGUUCAUGUAGGUACCUCUACUGGCAAAGGUCUGCCCUAGAGUACCUUUUUGUAAAAGAUACUUAUAUAGCCACUGUUUUAACUACCCUUAUAGCUAGAGAUAUUACCACCAAACUGUACGCUAUGAAUAAUAAGAUAGUUACCGCCAAAGGGUCUCAUUUAGAUAUUAGGUUGCCUAGUAUUACUUCAUCCCUUAAUUCUGGAGGAGAGUACAAAAGUCCUGUGCGAGCCAAAAAAGGCAACGGAGUGGUAUGUAAUUCGACAGCGGAGACCUUUUGCAACGAAAGUCAAAAGAACAAACAUAAGCAGUACGAUAAAUUCAAAGAAAAUGGAAAUGCACCCCAAAACUGUUACCUCGGUGAGAUGGAGCCUUUGACUGAGCUUCCAUCGUCUGAUGAUCUUACUUCCAACGAUGUUGAGAGCUGGUUGGAAACCAGUUCCAAGUAUCACAGCUGCGAGUUAGUUGAUGAUGAAUAACUAUAAUUUAAUGUGCUUUAUAUGGAAUGUAUUUUUUGAAUGUAAAAAAGCUCUGAUUAAUGUUUAAUUUUAAUAUAAGCUUCUAGGAAUAUUACUGUAUUGUAUUACGCUCCACAUCAAACAAAAUUAACAUUAAAACAUUAUUUUGUUACA